This is a messenger RNA of Penicillium brasilianum, 1041 nucleotides long. The record is from the annotation of a GenBank genome assembly. NCBI's taxonomy places the organism in Eukaryota, Fungi, Ascomycota, Eurotiomycetes, Eurotiales, Aspergillaceae.
AUGGGAGUGACUCACAGCGCAAAUGUCUCCUUCAACCCAUCAACCGACAUUCCCAGCUUGAAAGGCAAGGUCAUUCUCAUCACUGGUGCUAGCAGUGGACUCGGAAAACAAUCUGUUCUUGAGCUUUCUAAGCACGAACCAAAAGAGAUCUGGGUUGCCUCGCGCCAGAUAAGCAAGGCGCUUGAAGUCAUUAAGGAAUUGAAAGAGCUCGGCCACAAUUAUCAGAUCAUGAAGCCAAUCGAAAUCGACCUUGGAUCUAUGAAUUCAGUGGCAAAGGCCGCAAGAUAUUUCGUCCAGGCGCAGCAAAUGCAAACUCAAUCUUCACCACGGCUGGAUAUUUUAAUGCUGAAUGCGGGUAUCAUGGCGGUGCCCCCAAGCGUUACAAAAGACGGCUUUGAGAUUCAGUUUGGUACGAAUUAUUUGGGACAUACAUUUCUAGUACAUGAGCUUUUACCUUUGCUGGUGGACACGGCUCAUCGACAGCAGCAGAAGGAGGGACGGGCCCCUGGGUCGGAUGAUGUAAGGGUUAUCCUGCUCAGCUCGGUCGCCCAUCGGUACGCGCCCAGCGGUGGAAUCAACUUCGGCAGUCUGAAGGGCUGUGCAGAGGAAAUGGGGACAGUGGCAAGAUAUGGUCAGAGCAAGCUAGCUAUGAUCCUAUACGGCCAGGAAUUGGCUAAGAGGUACUUGGAGUUCAAGGUAGCCAUUGUUCACCCCGGCCAGGUCAAGACGAACCUGGGCAAUACUGCGAGUGCCAAUAGCCUAGUUAUGAGGCUUUUAUGGAAACUCACGAGCGUGUUCAAUGGCGUCGGUCCCGAAACUGGGGUUCUGAAUCAACUUUGGGCGGCUACUGUGGAUAGUGUCCAGUCGGGGGAGUAUUAUGACCCUGUUGGGGUAGUCAGUCGACAGAGAAGUAAGUAUACCAGUGAUGGGAAGCUCGCAGUGGAUUUGUGGAACUGGACUACCCAUAAUUUGCAUAUGUAUGAGGAGAGCUUCCAGGUACAGGAAGGGCCUAGUAUGCAACUAUCACGGGCGUUGGACUAG